GACAUCAUAUAUAUAAAGUGAGAGAAAGCAGAAGAAACAAAAAUACGAAAGGUAAAGAGCAGAGAAGAGAAUAGAAGAAGAAGGCUAGGGAGAGAUGAUGUCAUCAGAUACAAAUGCAGAAGAGAAGCCACUGUUAGUACCAAGAAUCGACGGAGAUGAAGAAAAUAAUAAUAAUAACAACAACAAUAAUGAAGAAUGGUGGAAAAAAAUAUUGGAUUUGCAAGAGGUCAAGAACCAAAUCUUGUUUGCUCUGCCCAUGAUCCUCACUAAUGCUUUCUACUACUUGAUUCCUUUAGUCUCCGUCAUGUUCGCCGGUCAACUCGGUGAGCUCCAGCUCGCCGGCGCCACCCUCGCUAACUCUUGGUGCGUCGUCUCCGGCAUCGCUUUUACGACAGGAUUAAGUGGCGCACUUGAGACACUGUGUGGUCAAGGAUUUGGAGCGAAACUAUACAGAAUGUUAGGAAUAUAUUUACAAGCAGCUUCUAUAAUAACCAUUAUGUUCUCUAUUAUCAUAUCCAUCAUUUGGAUCUACACAGAACCUAUACUAAUCUUACUUCACCAAGAGCAUCAAAUUGCAAAAGCUGCUGCUCUUUACUUAAGAUACCUUAUUCCAGGACUAUUUGCUUACGGCCUUCUGCAAAAUAUCCUGAGGUUUCUUCAAACACAAUCUGUUGUUUUGCCUCUUGUUUUUUUGUCUGGAAUCCCAGCUUGUAUUCAUAUUGGUUUGGCUUAUGCACUGGUCAAUUGUACAUCUCUUGGUUAUAUCGGUGCGCCCGUAUCUGCUUCAGUUUCAUUGUUGAUAUCAUUCAUUACUUUGGUUUUAUAUGUUAUUUAUGAUAAGAAAUUUAAGCAUACAUGGGAAGGAUUUUCGCUCGAAUCUUUUCAAUACAUACUUGUAGACUUGAAACUUGCCUUGCCUUCUGCAGCAAUGGUAUGUUUGGAGUACUGUGCUUUUGAGAUUUUGGUGCUCCUAGCAGGAUUGAUGCAAAAUUCAGAAGUAACUACAUCGUUGAUUGCUAUGUGUGUGAACACAGAAGCUGUUGCUUUCAUGAGUGCUUACGGUCUCAGUGCUGCUGUGAGCACAAGAGUGUCUAAUGAGUUGGGAGCAAACAAUCCAGACCGAGCUAAACAUGCAAUGGCCGAGACUCUAAAGAUCUCUGUUCUUUUUGCUCUAUUGAUUGUUUUGGUUCUAAUCUUUGGUCAUAAUAUCUGGGCUGGAUUAUUUAGCAGUAGCUCUACUAUAAUUCAUGCUUUUGCCUCAUUGACACCCUUUCUUGCAACCUCAAUCGCGCUCGAUUCUUUUCAAGGCAUUUUAUCAGGUGUGGCUAGAGGAUGUGGCUGGCAACAUCUCGCGGUUAUCGCAAAUCUAGCAACAUUUUAUUUAAUUGGAAUGCCAAUUGCAAUCAUCCUUGGAUUUAAGUUCAAGUUUUACACAAAGGGAUUGUGGAUUGGUUUAAUAUGUGGUCUCUUCUGCCAAUCCUGCACUCUCUUGGUGAUUACACUACGCACAAAAUGGACUAGAAUAGCUAUGUCUAUGGAUAGAGAUCGUGAAAAUGAGGACUCGGCUUAACUAGAGUUACGAAGACUGAUUUUGUUUUUGAGAGCAUUGAAGAUUUACACAUAAUAAAAAAUUUGUAAAAUUUUUUUAUUUUUUCUUUUAUAUCAACAUUUUGUUCUUAGAUUUUCUCAGGAAGCAUCCUCACGCUUUCUUUGAAUGUCAAACUAAUUGCUUCUAGAGGAUAUUGAACUUGUUACCCUGAUCGACACUUUGUUGGUAAUUGGAAACUAAUUUCACAAGUCUUUAUUUCAUAA
Molecule: messenger RNA, 1812 nt
Organism: Jatropha curcas
Lineage: Eukaryota; Viridiplantae; Streptophyta; Magnoliopsida; Malpighiales; Euphorbiaceae
Product: protein DETOXIFICATION 18
Biological process (GO): xenobiotic detoxification by transmembrane export across the plasma membrane
Cellular component (GO): membrane
Molecular function (GO): antiporter activity; xenobiotic transmembrane transporter activity
Source: RefSeq, a predicted model, not a curated record